Peromyscus californicus insignis is the source of this 462-nucleotide messenger RNA. It is a transcript of the gene Ofd1, whose product is annotated as OFD1 centriole and centriolar satellite protein. Lineage: Eukaryota; Metazoa; Chordata; Mammalia; Rodentia; Cricetidae. The record is from RefSeq and is a predicted model, not a curated record.
AUGGGAAAACUCCUAGAUCAUAUAACUCAGCCACCUCCUGAGCCUUUUUGUUUCCAGAAAGAAUUACAGAAAGCAGAAAAUGCUAUAGCGCUUAAAGCACAAGGUGCUUGAACUCAUGGGCAAGUGGUAAAACAGUUGUAAAGUGAAACUGAACAUUCUACACAGCUAAAGGUCCAGAUAUUUGGAUAUGAUCUUUUGACAAAGGUUAGCUACUCUGGUUUCUCAUGUAAAAUGCAACUAAAAGAAACUCAGAGACUCUGGAGAAGGAAUGUUCCAAAGCAGUCUCUGAUGCAUUCUCUGAGUGGCCUAGUGAGUGGCAAGAUGGCAGCUCACAAUCUGGAUACAAGUGGAAGUUUCUGGAAUGUGCCCCUUGAACAGAACAAAGUUAUGGCAGGUGGAGUCAGGUCAAGGGUCUCAGAUUAUGCAAAUGCAGUGACAAAAGCUAACUCCACAGAUUCUUGA